Messenger RNA from Torulaspora delbrueckii, 693 nucleotides. It is a transcript of the gene MEI5, whose product is annotated as Mei5p. The record is from RefSeq and is a predicted model, not a curated record. The coding region runs from base 1 to 693 and encodes 230 amino acids. The transcript has a single exon. NCBI's taxonomy places the organism in Eukaryota, Fungi, Ascomycota, Saccharomycetes, Saccharomycetales, Saccharomycetaceae.
AUGGACGAUACUACUAUCAUAAACAGUUCACCUGUGAGUGAUCAAAAGGGUAAGAACUCUAUGGAGAUCUGCAGCCCAACCAAGACACCAGUAGAGUCUGUCAGUAAGUACAAGACAGCGGGGAAGCAUUUAGUUCAGAAGAGCAGGGAAACUCUGGAGGAUCAUAAGUUAAACACGCAAACAAGGCUUCUAUACAAUGAGCUGUCGAAACAGAAAAACUUGUACAAGAAACACAUAGAUAACCUAGCACAGGCUAUCAAAAUAAUUAAAGCUGGAGAAAAGGAGAGCCGUGUUCUGGAAUUGAUAGAGAAAUGGAGAGGAGUUGCACAAGCGGGAAUGUCAUUUAUGCUGAAUUCUGCAAUGCUCAAGAUCACCAAGUUAGGAGGCUACGAAGAGCUGUUAAAAAAGGAGCUUGAAGCAGAAAGAAGGAAAUUGGAUUAUCAAAUAAAUGAUAAUUUGCAAGACGAUAUGGAACAAGUUUUUGAGUCUGAAGAGUUUCUGGCUUUGCCGGAGGAAAUGCAACAAGAAUAUAGAGAUCAGAUGAAUGAGCAGCUCCGAGAAGUUCAGAAUCGGAAGGACAAGGAAAUAGCCAAGCUAGAGGCUAAAAUGAAGGAAAGCGCAGGUCAGGAGAUGACUAUGCAAGAAUUAUCCAGGAGGAUAAAGAUGGAUUACAUGCUUAUAUUUCCGGAAUAG